Molecule: messenger RNA, 984 nt
Organism: Knipowitschia caucasica
Lineage: Eukaryota; Metazoa; Chordata; Actinopteri; Gobiiformes; Gobiidae
Source: the annotation of a GenBank genome assembly
AUGAUCCAUAAGGGGCUCGCACUGGCUCCUGGGAUGGGGACAGUCUUGGUUCUGGCUCUGGUCUGCUCCUGUGGCGCGAUCACUCUGGAGUCCCUUCACUGGAGCAGUUCCAACACCAAGUUUGUUCGUGGACUUGGUCUGACCCUCUACCCUCAAAUUGGGGACAAGAUGGACAUCGUAUGCCCCAGAUCAGAGCCAGGGGAGCAGGAGGAGUUUUACCGGGUCUACCUGGUGUCCCGCAGGCAGAUGGAGAAAUGUAUAAUUGAGAAGAAUGACACUCCUUUAUUGAACUGUGAUAAACCGCACAAAGACGUCAAGUUCACCUUCAAGUUUCAGGAGUUCAGCCCAAACCUCUGGGGCCUGGAGUUUCUCAAAGGGAAGGACUACUACAUCACAUCCACCUCCACAGGUUCUCUACAAGGACUGGACAACAUCAAUGGGGGAGUGUGCCGGACCCAGUCAAUGAAGUUGGUGCUCAGAGUUGGUCAGAAUUCUUCAGACUCACUGUCCACACUUCAGGAGUCUCCCACCAGAUUCCCUCCCACGCAACCAAAGUCCAAGGCCAAGGAGCCAGACCCCCGCAAGGACAAGGACUUUGCCUCAGAAGCAGGACAAACCAGCCCCAGUGGCGCUGAUGGCCUUGAUCCAGACCUGAUUGUGUGGCUGGUCUCUGGCGGGGUGCUCCUCCUUCUGGUGAUCUUCAUCGUUUUGUUUGUGAUUGUGUGGAGAAGGCGACGUGGUCACUGCGUCCCAAACAGAGCUCAGUCCGCUUCUGUCUCUCUCAACACUUUGACUGUGCCCAAACGGGACAGUAUCAGCAGUGACAUGGGGUCAGACCGCAGUGAUGUGGUCUUCCCUCUCAGGGCGUCCGACAGCAUGAUUUGUCGACAUUUUGAGCGCCUGAGCAGCGACUAUGGCCCACCGGUCUACAUCGUCCAAGAGAUUGCCCCACAAACUCCCACUAAUAUUUACUACAAAGUCUGA